This is a messenger RNA of Sipha flava (yellow sugarcane aphid), 1639 nucleotides long. RefSeq names its product forkhead box protein J1.2-like. Gene Ontology annotation, biological process: regulation of transcription by RNA polymerase II. The record is from RefSeq and is a predicted model, not a curated record. NCBI's taxonomy places the organism in Eukaryota, Metazoa, Arthropoda, Insecta, Hemiptera, Aphididae. The transcript has 5 exons. Bases 393 to 1316 code for a protein of 307 amino acids. Gene Ontology annotation, molecular function: RNA polymerase II cis-regulatory region sequence-specific DNA binding; DNA-binding transcription factor activity, RNA polymerase II-specific.
GAGAGAAUACCCACAGAACGUUUGGAAGUCGCGUGCGGCUGUUCUAGUGUAACACAUCCUCGGGGGUAGCACACGGUCAGCGGUGUAACGGACUUUUUAUUUAAUUUUUUAAUUUUUUUUUUUUCGAAUCCCCUCAUAACACGCUGCUGUGAGCAACAUAAUAAUUCUCUCUCACACGUGGGCAAAGUACCACGCAAGACGUCGGUUGUGUUUCACUCGCAGCGUUUCCUCGGCUCCAACUCUUCUCGCCGUCAUAUUUUUCCCGUCAAGAGAUCCACGGGAAAAAUAUCCGAUUCACCCGAUCGACGAGCCCUUGUCGUCCACAAUCGCGAGGCCCAGAAAACGGAGUUUGAACGGUGUAGGUCCGAAUCAAAUGAUCGUUUCACUUAAAAAUGUUGGACGUCAAUAGGUCGACUCCCAUGCUUCCAACACCGAUCAGUUCAGAUCCGGACACGGAUCUCACCAGCUUAAACUGGCUGCACAGUUUGACAAAUAUUCUUUCGGUUCCAUCUUUGCCUACGCCUCCUGAUUCGCCAAACUCAUCCGCACGUUCUGCAGAUCAAAACCCCAAAAAACUUCCGCACAAAAUCCGCUUCCAGAUGAGUUUAGAAAGUGCCGAACAGUAUAAAAAAAACGGUGAUAAGAAACCGCCAUUCUCAUACUCUACACUGAUUUGCAUGGCUAUGAAAGCUAAAGGGAAUAAAGUCACAUUAAGUUCUAUCUACGGUUGGAUCAGAGAAAACUUUUUAUAUUAUCGAAACGCCGAUCCUAGCUGGAAGAACUCUAUCAGACACAAUUUGUCUUUAAAUAAAUUCUUUGUAAAAGUUCCUCGGUCUAAAGACGAACCGGGCAAAGGUGGAUUUUGGAAGUUUGAUGUUGACUGCCUAGAAGGCGGUGCUCGACGUAAACGUACAAGUAACCGGCGGCGGGCAAGUCGGACGCAACAGAAGAACAACGCGACCAAGGUGCCGGACGAGAUGACCGCGGAGGACGAGAAAGCGUUGGAGCUGGCCGUGGAGUCGCUGAAGGAGGAGCAGCGGUACAUGGACGGCCUAGACGGUUUCCACCAUCAGCCGAUGGUACUGCCUGUGGACGAGUCGUUGGGUGGCGAGCCCGAGUUGGUGUACAGCUGUUCGAUAAACGCGGCCACCGUGGACCCGUUCAUGUCUUCUGUCGUCGAUUACGCCGUGAUCGACGUGCCCAACGAUCACCAUCAGCAGCAAAUAGCCACGGACGAGGAGCUGACCAUGCUGACCAACUUGACGUGGGACGAUUCGCAAAUGGAUCUGCUCGACUCCCUGCUGGACUCGUUGUAGAGCGUCAUGCGUCGGGGGUGGGGGUGGGGGGCGCGUCGGGUCCGAUCAGCACUAUCCUUGUUACACGUUCCUCGUACCGAGGUUACCGUCAACGGACCCGAGUGUUUUCGAAGUGUCAAAGUGAAACUGUACUAGUCUUUUGUUUUAUAAUAGGUUAAAAUAUGAUUCGGUGUGACGUAGAACGCGAACGGUGCGAGGAGGUCGGAUGCGAUAAUCGGUUGUUCGGCCCCCGUCCCCCGGAGCUUCAUCUUACUUAGGAUUAUUAUACAAUAAUAUGAUAUACUUAUAAAUAUUUAUACAUAAUUAUACGUGUUUGUUUAGAA